CUACUACUCCAUCUUCCUCGAGUGUAGACUUACGUCUCGGUGGAUAAGAUUCGCUAUACCUUCUGGAUCGGAAAAAAAUACAGUUGAUUUUAAAAAUGGAGGUGGGUUUGUCUCUAAAUGCACUUGUGAGGCUUCCAUUAUCGAACUCCUCAAGAACUCAUGAGGAUGUACUGGUUAAGCAUUCACUGUUCACUUCAAGAACAGGACAGAAAUCUCAACACAGAAAAACCUUAUUGGUUGUUAAUGCAAAAGGAAAGAGAGGAAUGCAAGCUCGUCAAUUUCAAAGGCCUCCAGCUCCGUCUUUGCCCAAGAUUGAAGACGAUGGAAACCCUAAAUUCCUUAUCUUUAUUCGAAUGGCUAAUGUUUAUCUUUGGUACCCACUUAGUCUUGUAACGGGUGGAACUACUGCCAAAAUCACGGUUGCUGCUAAAGAUAAUUUUCUUGGAAAAUAUAUUUACAAAGAUACACUUGCUAGAAAUCUUGCAGCAGUUAUUUACAGAGAUGAGAAGGAGAUACAGAAAACGGCAUUUAAACAAUAUCGUGUGCUGCGGUCAGCUACUGAAUUCAGAUACGGUUACAAACUUGUUGAAAAUGGCAAUAUGAGGGCUGCACUUUCUACCUCAGACGUUAUUGAGCUUCCAACAGAAGACCAACUCAAAACAGUAUUUGAUAAAGUGAAAGACUUCUUUGGGGGUGCAAAAGAAUCUUUUGGAAAGCUUACGGCUCUGAAUUCAGCUGAGGAAACAGAGGAAGUUUCCAAAGAAAAUACCAAAGUUAAAGGCUAAAGCUGAAGAGACCAUAUGUUCCACAAUGUUAAAAAGUUGCUUCUAUGAAAAUGAAGCUGCGAACGUGCACAUAAAGUUGAGAGUGAAGCAGCAUACAGGACAAGCUUACUUCAUGGUUUUGUUCAUAGAAUUUAUAUGACCUAUUUUUUUCAUAGACAUUGAUAUCCAAAAUAGCUUGCUGUGCACAUGUUUGAAAUAUGUAAUGUUAGUUGAAUUUAUUUGAAUCAAGAAAUUUUGUUAUCCUUUUCCUUCAA
Jatropha curcas is the source of this 1039-nucleotide messenger RNA. Its product is annotated as multidrug resistance protein. The record is from RefSeq and is a predicted model, not a curated record. NCBI's taxonomy places the organism in Eukaryota, Viridiplantae, Streptophyta, Magnoliopsida, Malpighiales, Euphorbiaceae.